AAGCCACUGUAAAGGAAAGGGUUUUAACUUCUAAGUGGAUCAAAUUUCUUGUGAAUUGUUUCAUCGCGCAGUCCAUGUCCCAAUUGCCCUAGCCGCGCUACCACACAAUACUCAAUACCUUUGUUAACAACGGCGAUAGUUAUUCUUCCCUCCCUCGUCGCUUGCAACUUAUCUCUCAUUAUUUCUCAAAUCUAAAAGGUUGAGUUUUCGUUACGAUGAAAGUGAUGAAGAAGGGGAAAAGACCCUCACAUAGUGGGGAAAAGAAGAAGAAUAAGAGGAACAGGGAACAAAACCCUGAUGUUGAGAUAAUUGUUGCCACGCAGAACGGUAACGUGGAUAGUGCCAAUGGAAUGCAUGUUAGAGAGGCAAAAAAGGAGAAAACUUCCAUCAACAAAAAGAGAAAGAGCAAGGACAAGAAUCUAGUUAGGAAACGAAAACCGAAAGGCCAAGAGGUUGAUUUGGAUGAGCAAAGUGAUGGAGUAGUGGACAAUCCUCAUUCUAAAGCUGAGGAGAUCCAAGGGUUAGAUGGGCACAUAGAUUCUGAUUCUGGAGCAGCUAUCAAACCAUGUAGGUCAAAGAAAGACAAGAAGAAAAGAAAGGAGGUUCAAGAUUCACCGGAAAAGGAGGGAGAAGGGUGCAAUCAGGAGGAAGUUUAUAUUAUUUCCUCUGUUGAUGAUGACUGCUCAAAAGGAAUGAAAAAAUGGAUUAUGGAAUACCAUCAAAGCAGACCAGGAUUGGAUGUAUUGCAAAAUCAAAUCGAUGACUUUAUAACUGCUCAAGAGGUGAAACUGGAAGAGGAAAGAAAAGAAAAAGAAGCCCUUGCUGCAGAAGGGGGGUGGACAGUUGUUGUGCACCAUAAGGGUAGAAAGAAAACUACUGAUUCUGAGAGUGGAAUUGCAGUGGGCUCUGUUGCUCAAGCUGCUGUAGAGAAUAAAAUGACCAAAAAGAAACAUAAAGAAGUUGGUCAAGAUUUCUAUCGCUUUCAAAGAAGAGAAGCACAGAGAAAUGAAAUCAUGACACUGCAGAGCAAAUUUGAGGAGGAUAAAAAACGUCUGCAGCAGAUGAGAGCUGCCAGGAAAUUUAGACCUUAUUAGACAAUGUUUUUGGCGUACAAGGUUCACAGUAGUUUUUUUGGUGGAUUUGGCGUACAAGGUACUUAUGUAGUCUUGAACUUGAGUUAUGCCAUUGCUCUUAAAUUCAAAACGAAAGUUCAUUUAUCAUUCCAAUUUUGUCGAAAGUAUUUGUACAAUUAGCGUAGGUAGUAGUUAUUGAGUUGUAGUAUGACUUUGCAGGGUUGACAAUGCUCAUAAGCCCCUUUCGAUCUGUCUGUUAUUGUGACUGCAUUUUGGUCAUUUUGAUAUUGUUUUAAA
Messenger RNA from Glycine soja, 1370 nucleotides. Its product is annotated as ribosomal RNA-processing protein 7 homolog A-like. The record is from RefSeq and is a predicted model, not a curated record. The transcript has 8 exons. NCBI's taxonomy places the organism in Eukaryota, Viridiplantae, Streptophyta, Magnoliopsida, Fabales, Fabaceae. Gene Ontology annotation, biological process: rRNA processing; ribosomal small subunit assembly. Gene Ontology annotation, cellular component: CURI complex; UTP-C complex. Bases 216 to 1094 code for a protein of 292 amino acids.